AUGGGCCGCUGGCGGGGCCGGGCGCGGGGCGUCGCAGUGGCGGUGGCGCACGGGCUGUGCUCGGGCUCGCUGAACAUCCUGCUGAAGUUCCUGCUGGCCCGCUACCACUUCGCCUUCCUGACGCUGCUGCAGUGCCUGAGCAGCGCGGCGGCGGCGCUGGGGCUGGAAGCGCUGCGGCGGCGGGGGCUGGCAGCGCUGCCGCCCUUCGGGCCCCGCCUGGCGCGCCCCUUCGCCGCCGUGGCCACCCUGGCCACGCUGCAAUCCACUCUUACCCUCUGGUCUCUGCGUGGCCUCAGCCUCCCCAUGUACGUCGUCUUCAAGCGCUGCCUGCCCCUCGUCACCCUCCUCACAGGCGCCCUGGUGCUCCGCGACGGCAUGCCCUCGCCCGGCGUUCUCGUCGCCGUCCUCAUCACCACCUGCGGCGCCGCGCUGGCCGGAGCUGGUGACCUGACUGGGGAUGCUAUGGGCUAUGUGACGGGUGUGCUGGCUGUGCUGAUACACGCUGCCUACCUGGUACUCAUUCAGAAGACCAGUGUAGACAGUGAAUAUGGACCCCUGACAGCUCAGUAUGCCAUUGCUGUUUCAGCCACACCUUUUCUCAUCAUCUGCUCCUUUGCCAGCAUGGAUUCCAUCAAUGUCUGGUCCUUCCCGGGGUGGAAGGACCCUGCCAUGGUAUGCAUCUUUAUCGCUUGCAUCUUGAUUAGCUGUGCCAUGAACUUUACCACCCUUCACUGCACUUACAUUAACUCAGCUGUGACCACCAGCUUUGUAGGGGUGGUGAAGAGCAUAGCAACUAUCACAGUGGGCAUGGUGGCAUUUAAUGAUGUGGAGCCCACAAGGUUAUUUAUAGCUGGUGUUGUGGUCAACACCUUGGGGUCUGUCAUUUACUGCGUGGCCAAGUACAUUGAGACCAGACGGCAGAGCAAUUAUGAGGACCUGGAAGAAGAAGCUAGAGAAGAGGAAGGGAAAAGGCAGGCUGGAGAUCAAGCACUGUUUGCCAUGGAGGCUAUUUCCCAGAAGAAGGGAGCUGAGGAAGCAGCAGUUGAAGGACCAGCCACAGGAAUCAGCCAGAUCACAGAGGAAGAGAGCAACAGCACUGAGAAACCUGUCAAGGGACUGGUGAUCCAGAGAGAAACCACCAACACACAAGAUGUGAACAGGAGCUCCUUGAAGGAUGCCUAUCUUGGAGUGUGGAGGUUGGUGAGGGGUGCUAAUUAUAUAAAGAAGGAUUAUUUGAUAGAAAAUGAAGAGCUACCAAACCCUUAAAAAAGCAGGUCUGAAAACCUAUUGCUUGAGGACAGACACCUGGUUUGUGGUACAGGGCAGAAAAUACGUUUCCACAUUGAUGCUGAUCAUGUAGAAUGACUUUACCUCAUUGUCAAAAAGCAAAAGGUCAGUUUGCUCAUGCUUUGAGCUUGCUUUCAGCUGCUUUCAAUACAUCAAUUUAGACUUACCACAGCUCAAAACGCCAAGUCCUCUGCUGCAGACACAGAGUUAGGUAAUGGGGAGUCAUGGUGUGCUUGCCCAGCAGCCUGGGCUAUGAGGGACAUCAGUACCACUGAGUUAAUCAGCAGUUCCAGUGACAUGGCAGUGGCCUGUAGCUUAACUUGUGUCUGGAGCCUCGUGAUUUUAACACCAUUUGGAGGCCCUGUCAGUGUGCUUCCUUAUCUGCAUCUGUCCAAUUAUAGGUACUCAAUAAAAGUCCUACAAUGUGUAAGGUCCUAUUAACUGUACUUUUUUAUGUGCUCCUCUCUGUCAGUGCAAUUGCAGCAGAACUAGAGGUUGUGCAACUUCAAUUCCACUGGUGAAAAAUCACCCGUUUAGCUGAAGAAUUGAAACUCUCCUUGAUUCCAUGGCCAGGCUGGGCCUUGGACCUGGUUUACAUUGGGUGGUUUGUGUCUUCAAUAGAAAUGUUUUGUAUUGCAGUGGUGUGUGUGAGAGCUGAACCUGGUCUCAACUUCUGAGAAGCCUUGGAUAGCAAAAGAUGCUUUUCUAUGAGCUUUAACUAUGUGUAGCAUUGGGAAUAUCAGCUUGACCCAAAUAAAAGAGUUUGGAAGUGUUUUAUAUAUUGAUUUGAUGUAGGAGGGCUAUAAAAAUGAAGUGUGUGCCUUGUGCUAUCCCCAACUUGUACCCUAAAGUCAGGUGAACCAGAGCUUGCACCUGGGUGUCCUCUCUUACCUGCCUCUUUCAGAAGUACAGGCUGAUAGCAGAACUGGGGACACCAUUUCUGAGGUUCCCAGGGGUGCUUUUGCAGGACAGUUUUGCUGCAUCCUGGCCACGUGCUGGGAUGUUUCAGUGUCUCAGUACUGUGGUGUCCAGUGGGAGAAGGCACAGGCAGGCAAGCAGUUUGCUGCAGAGUGCUCUGGCGGAUCCCACAGCCAAGCACUGGUGGACCAGGAUACUUGGUGCCUUCAGCAACAUGACUCUUGUGGAAGCUGAUCCCCUGUGCCUUGCAGGCUAUGAGGAACAGAGCUGCCUCUCUACCCUGGCCACUGCAGCACUUCUGUGGGAAGCAAGAAGCAGGCCCAUCAGUGGGCCCUUUGCUGAACAUGUGAAUAUUCUGUAUCACGUACAUUCAACUGGGGAAAGGGUAUUCAAGCAUUUCUCAGCCUGGAGAUACCCUUUUGGUAGGUGAGGGUCCUUGGGUCAAGCCUUUGCUCAGAAUCAGGCAGAGAAGAGAUUCAUCUCAGUCUUCCUCAUCCCAAAAGGGUGCCCCAGUCAUUGGGCUGUCUUGACCAUAGGCUGAAACAAGUUGUCAUCUCUUGAAAAAAAGGAACCAAGUCAUUUACUGUUGUUGGUGGUGUUGUUGCUGUCAUUAUUAGUUAUUAAGCCAUUGAACUAAACCCCAGUUAUUCCCACAGCCCUAACUAAGCAGUGCCUAGCCCAAUGCCUUCUGAAGCCAAGCAGGCAGCAUUAGCCUCACAGCACAUUCAGCACCGAAAUCCAGAACGAGCAUUUUACCCAGCAGCUGAUCUUGAGGGGAGCUUUAGAUUCUUGUCAAUAAUUGCAGGCAAAGGCAUUGGGUGCCAUAGUUCAUUGUUUGAGUGAGUGCAGAAGUUGGGUGACCUGGCACCACCCAUGAAUUUUGAGACAGCUCUAAUGACAUUCAGGCUAAAAGCCUGUAGCUGUUGAGCUGGGGACAGGGCAUGGAGGUCUGUACAUCACACGUUUUGUGUAGCUUGUGAUUCAGAGUGGAAAGGUACUGGCUGUAUGCCAAGAUAUGUUUACUUUCCAUUCCAGUUCCAUAUGACAUCUCUUUCAGUAGAAUUAUUUAUUGUUUAUAGGUGAAUAUAAUAAGAGUUUUUGCUUAGUUUUUGAAAUGCAUCCUAGACUACACAGGUUUGUGCCUAUGACUUAGAGUUGCUGUGUUAUUGAACUGGUUUGGUUACAGUGUUGAACUGCAUUAUAAUCAGACAGCUGGCUGAGGAGAAACCCACAUUUCUGAUCAGUCCUCACCGCGCUCAGUGUUUGCUGUCCACAACAAAUGUGGGGUUUUUUAUGACCUGGAUGCCAGUCUUAAGAUCUCAUAGCAUACACCGUGUGUGGCACAUGCUAUAGAAAGCUCUCCCCCACCCCUGGACUCCUGUGGCAGGACUUUUUUGCUGGGAGGGUUCAGUGUUUUGUCGCUUACUGUUGUUGAAAUGUCAGUAGAAAUUUGAGGACAUCUGAACAGUUUUGACUGUUUAAGAAAAAGCUGCUGUUAAUCACGUCAUAUAUUUGCAUGUGUGGUCGAGAUGUGAUCCUAUUGUAUUCUGUUUAUAAGUGUAGAUUCCCUGAAUGAAACCGGGAAUUUGGCAAAUGCAGUCCACGUUUUCAGUAAAACAGACUCUUGCACAAUAAAAUAGAACUCUUGCCUCGUGCUGAGGUAUUUUAAUAGCACCAGCGGAAGGCUAUAGUAUGAGAUGUGGGAAUAAAAUGUGCUGCUUUCCAAAAGCUUUCUGGGUUUCUUAUUGUUGCUGCUCUAGGGUGCCAAAUUUUCAUUCAUUUACAGUUAUUCUCGUGCUUUCGUACUGUCCAAGUUUCCUCAGCAUGUGACCAUAGGCUAUAAAUACUGCCACGGACAGAGGGACUAAGGACAGCUAAAGAAACACAAGAAUCCCAAGUGGCCAAGUCCUCUGUACAGCCUGAAGUAUCUGUUCUCAGCAGCGAUUUCUUUGGUCACCUAUUUAGUGUCUACUAACUGCAACUGCUGUAACUUUAGCAUACAUAAAAAUAAGAUGAUGCUCAUUACUGCCAGUUCCAUUAUAAAACAAUUGCUUUAUUAAAGGACUUAAUCAUAAUUUUAUUUUACAAUGUUAAGUAUUUGUCUUACCAGCUGUGUCACAUAGUGGCUCUAGGAGGUGACCUAAGCAUUAAUUGUUACCUUUUUGCUUUGGAUGAAAAGUAUGUAAUGUGCCUGUGGCUGAAACUGGGAUGUGCCAGGUGCUGGAGCUGGUGAUUAUUACAGAAUUCAUCUUAGAGCUCCACACAAAUGUGCCUGCAGGACAGUUUAGAGAAAAAAACAAACCACUGUCCUUGUUCCAGGAGAACAAAUUGCCCUGAUUCACAAUGACUGCUUUGAGAGUAAGCAUCAAUUUCAGUGGCAGCACACCUGCUCUAGCACUACUGUAUGGCACGAACAUGCACACGCAGGCACACAAUUGCACAUGCAACAGGAACAUGAAAGCCAGGCUGACAAUUUUGUCUCAAACACAGUUUUUUUUCUCAAAGAAAUUAAAGAGAAGCCAUAGCACUGGAGGCAAAGACAGUUAAAAUUGCUCAGGAUAAGUAAAAAAAAGAUGCAUACAUCACUGACAAACUGCUGCUGCAUUUACUAUCCCUUCCAGAAGUAAAAUGAACAUCAGCCUACCAAAAAAACCCAAAAUCAAAAACCAAACCAAAACACAAAAAACCCACAGGUGAGAGUGAAAGAAAUUUUACAGUUUAUUAAGCAGCACUGCACAGCUCUGUGUAUGUCCAGGGAUAGUUUAUUGUCAGUGUUUAACAGCCUAGCAUGAUUUGAUUACAUCUGUUUGCUGCAGGCAAAGGCUUCAUUAGGCAGAAAGGUGCAAGCUCUUCAUCUCUGCUCUCUAACAUUUGAACAUUGUACUGCUUGUUGUGGUUAAGGUUUAACACUGCAGAUUCCCUUCUCCCUGUCCUCUCUGUCCAUGUCCCAUAAAAAUUCAUGUGUCACUCU
Messenger RNA from Pogoniulus pusillus (Red-fronted tinkerbird), 5176 nucleotides. RefSeq names its product solute carrier family 35 member D3 (gene SLC35D3). Gene Ontology annotation, molecular function: antiporter activity. Lineage: Eukaryota; Metazoa; Chordata; Aves; Piciformes; Lybiidae. Bases 1 to 1266 code for a protein of 421 amino acids. Gene Ontology annotation, cellular component: Golgi apparatus. The record is from RefSeq and is a predicted model, not a curated record. The transcript has 2 exons.